ACGGAAUAUAUGAUUAUGAUGGAUCGACAUUAUUUAGGAAAAAAGUUGGAGGAAUAAGCAAGAAUAGUAGGAGCAAACGAGGGAAAUAGUUUCCGAAACCAAUUUUCAAUUUUCAGUAGUCAAAAUAUUUGCAUAUUCCCGCUCUUUAUCCUUUCUCCUUCUGCCCCUCUACUACGCUUUUCUAAAUUCCCCUUUCCGUCGUAUAAUCCCACACAUUUCUACUGUAAAAACCCUUUAUUUUGUGCACAAAUUUCAAACUAUUUGUAUUGCAACCAUUUAUUCUAUCGGAAAAUCCUGACCCGACCAAGUUUGACGAAAAACCACUAUUUGUUGCAAACAAUUUGAUGAAGUACAUCAGGUGCAGCUGAUGCAGCAAUCAAUUUAAGUUUAUAAUUUGAGGUGUAGCAUCUUGGAUGGAGAUAUUAAUUUAUAUAGAAGCAGAAGCUUAUAAAUUAUGAGCGACAAAAAUUUAUUUGCGGGAAAGGAAUUGAAGAAGAAGCUUCCUAAAGUUAAUUGGGCAGAGCAUCUGAAAUCACAUAAUAAUUUUGCUACGCAAAAUAAGUUCCUUACCUCAAAUUUUCUUUAUUCAUUACCGACCCAAAAACCGCCUAGUGAAGGGAGGAUGAUGAGCUUUCAGAUUCAAAGUAUUGACAAAUCACUGGUGGAACAGGCAUGGAAAGCUCUUUCAAGCCUUCAACUAUAUCGCAGAAACUAUGUCAGGCCUGGGCAAACCGUUCAGCCAGUGAAGAAUAUAAGUGCCUCUCAUAUUGGUGGAAGAAGUGUGGUGCCAGAGAGUUUACAUGAUAGCAGUGUGAAGCUUUCUGUGAAUCCACAACAUAAUCAAAUUAGUUUAAGCAACAAUAAGGUGCAUGAUCCCACAAGGUAUUAUGUUGCCCCAGCUCCAAUGUGUCAGGCUGUUGAAGUUGGGAAAAAUAUUAGCCAAAAUCAAAGUGAUGCGACGGUUGUGCGCAACUAUCAUACAACAGUUUCCGAAGGCUCAUGGCAUCUUAAUGCCAAGUCCACAAGUGAUGGAAAAGGGUCAGAUGAGGCAAUUAUUGAUGCCAUGAAUGAUGAUGAAAUACUCGAGAAUAUUGAUGUUGACCAAAUAAUCAUGGAGCACUAUCAGUCAAAUAGUCAGCCUAAACCUGGUACUGCAAGAAAUGAUGAAGCACCUUUGCCUCCAGAAUUGUCUUGUAAUUGCAGUCACGGAUGUAAGCUGGGUCUCUGUCCAGAUGGGGCCAAUCAUCUGCAAGAGAUGAAAGACAUGUUAAUUGUCAUAUCAAAUGAAUUGCUUGACAAUUUAGAUUUAACUUCUGAGAGGAUGGAAAAGCUUCGCCAGGACAGGUUGCAGCUAAAUAAGCAAAUUCAGUUGUUGGAGACUCAAAUCCGCAAUUCCACUAUUAAUGUUGAGAGACAUAAUUCACAUCUUUCUGCAUCUUCAGUAAAUGUAAAUAGUUUUUACCAUGAAACGCCUCAGGCCACCUUUCGGUCAAUGAAUGGAUAUGAUACACCUCAGGCAACCUUUCGGUCAAUGAAUGGAUAUGAUACACCUCAGGCAAACUUUAAUUCGAUGAAUGGAUACAGUACACCUCACACAAACUUUAAUCUGAUGUAUGGUUGCGAUACACCUCAAGCUAACUUUAAGCCAAUGAAUGGAUAUGAUACACCUCAUGCAUCUGGCUUUGUGAAUAUUCCAAUGAGAUUAGACAACCAGUUCAGCAACGUUGAUGAGUCAAGUGGCUAUAAUGGUUGUAACUUAUCAUCUAUUUCAUUCUCUGUUACCGGGAGGAGUGAUUUUUUAUCAGCUCCUAUGGAGAGAGAGUCAUAUAAACCAAGGGUUGCUGAUGUUAAUUACAUUGAAGGUUCAAAUGACAUGAAAUGGAGUAGCAGAGAUUUUCCUUGGACCAGGAAGUUAGAGAUUGAAAACAAAAAGGUGUUUGGUAACCAUUCAUUUCGACCGAACCAAAGGGAAGUUAUUAAUGCAACUAUGAGUGGUCACGAUGUUUUUGUGCUAAUGCCUACUGGGGGAGGAAAAAGUCUGACAUAUCAGCUUCCAGCAUUGAUCUGUCCAGGAGUAACUCUAGUAGUAUCGCCACUUGUUUCUCUCAUCCAAGACCAGAUUAUGCAUCUUUUGCAGGCAAAUAUACCAGCUGCUUACUUAAGUGCCAACAUGGAAUGGGGCGAUCAACAAGAUAUUCUCAGAGAACUUUGUUCAGAGAAUUGCAAAUACAAGCUUUUAUAUGUUACGCCAGAAAAAAUUGCCAAAAGUGACUAUUUCCUGCGGCAUUUGGAGAAGCUAUAUUCUCUUGAUUUGCUUGCCAGGGUUGUUAUUGACGAAGCUCAUUGUGUCAGUCAAUGGGGACAUGAUUUCAGGCCUGAUUAUCAGGGUCUUGGCAUCUUGAAACAGAAGUUUCCAACCACUCCAGUGCUGGCUUUGACUGCUACUGCAACAGCUGUUGUCAAGGAAGAUGUUGUGCAAGCGCUUGGUCUAGCUAAUUGCAUAAUUUUCCGUCAAAGUUUUAACCGUCCAAAUUUGUCGUAUUCAGUUAUCCCCAAAACUAAAAAGUGUGUGGAGGAAAUUGACAGUUUUAUUAGAGAAAAUCAUAAUGAUGAAUGUGGUAUCAUUUAUUGCCUUUCGAGAAUGGAUUGUGAAAAGGUUGCUGAACAGCUACAGGUGUAUGGGCAUAAAGCAGCUUUUUACCAUGCCAGUAUGGAAGCUGCUCAACGUGCUUAUGUUCAGAAUCAAUGGAGCAGAGAUGAAAUUAAUAUAAUAUGUGCAACUGUGGCUUUUGGAAUGGGCAUCAACAAACCAGAUGUUCGAUUUGUGAUUCAUCAUUCCAUCCCAAAAUCUAUUGAAGGCUAUCAUCAGGAAUGUGGUCGUUCGGGUAGAGAUGGUCAACGUUCGUCUUGUUUGCUGUUCUACAGUUACAGUGACUAUAUUCGUGUCAAGCACAUGUUAAGCCAAGGGACUAUUGAGCAGAGCCCAUUCACUUCUACACAUAAUCGUAUGAAUUCGACAAAUUCUGGGGGGAUUAUUGAAACUAACAUGGAGAAUCUUCUACGCAUGGUUAGCUAUUGUGAAAACGAAGUUGAUUGUAGACGUCUUCUUCAGCUAGCUCAUUUUGGAGAAAACUUUGAUCCUUCAGACUGUAAAAAAACGUGUGACAAUUGCUCUAAGAUGAGAAAUUCUAUUGAGAAGGAUGUGACCCAAGUGGCUAUGCAAUUGGUGGAGCUGGUGAAGUCAACAAAGCAACAAUUCUCCUCAGCUCAUAUCUUGGAAGUUUUCAAGGGCUCUUUAAGCCAAUAUGUAAAGAAGCACAAGCAUAAUACUCUCAAACUUCACGGAGCUGGAAAAAAUUUGGCAAAGGGUGAAGCAUCUCGUGUUCUCCGUCACCUCGUUGUUGAGAACAUUCUUUAUGAAGAGGUCAAAAAAAGUGAUCUCUAUGGAUCUGUCUCAUCAGUUCUGAAGGUCAAUGAAUGCAAGUACAGAAAUCUUUGUGGCAAUGGAAAGAUAAUUUUGAGAUUCCCUUCGACCACCAAAGCUUCAGCGUUAAAAUUAACUAAAGCUGAGGCAACUCCGGGAAAGUCCAUGUUCUGUACUGGGAAAGCAAGCCCUCCAGAAAGCCACUUUUUAAAAUCUGAAUCAGAAGCUGACUUGGAUUUUUCAGCCAAAUUAUUUAAUGAGCUCAAAAAGCUAAGAACUGUCCUCAUGAAAGAAAGUGGGGAAAGGGUCAUGGCAUAUCACAUAUUUGGGAAUACGACGUUGAUUCUGAUCAGCAAGAGGGUACCUCGAACUAAAGAGGAAUUACUAGAAAUAAAUGGCGUUGGCAACAUAAAGGUAAACAAGUAUGGUGAUCGCGUGUUGGAAACUAUUGAAGCUUUCAUCAAGCAGUACAAGAAGACGGAUAAGAACAAAAGCAGUAGUAGUCACAGUUCAGAUUCAAUAAAAAGGAGAAGAGAGGCAGCUGAGGUUUCAAAUCGAACCUCUAAUGACUAUGAAGACUUCACAGAAAGCACAGCGAGAUCUAAAAAACGAGCCGUCAAAUCCAAAAAAACUUCUGAAAUCAAACCCGUAGAGAUUGAUGAGUUCAAUGAAUGUAUGGACGAUGAUCUUGAUUUUGAUGUCUCAGUUUUUGAGUAUCAGGCUGGGUCGCUGCCAAAAAAGGAAACAAAUGCCAACGGAAGAAAGCUGCCAACAUGGUCGCAACAUGGGAAACAGUAAGCUUAGCUAAAAAUGUAAUCUUCCUUCAAUUUGUUCUCACAAAUGUGUUUUAUGUGUACAUAGAUUUGAUUUAGCCUUGAAACUUCCAUCUAAUAUAACGUGAUGACUGAUGACUGAUCAGAAAAAUCAGGUGAUCAGUUAUCGCCAUUUUGUAGUUGCUACAUGGUCGGUAAUGAGGUUCUGCCGGUGCCUGUUGUAUUUAUUUUGUGAAUAGUUGUGAUUUGAUCACCCAUUGACUAAUUCGUUGGUUGGAAAUUAGUUAUAAAAAAUUUUAUAGUUUGGAAUUUUAAUUUUGAACCUAGCGACCAAUUUGUGAUCAACCUUGGUCGGAAAAAAGCAACCAUAUCGGAAUUUAGUCGCAAAUUGGUCGGGAGUUAUUGACUAAAAUUUGGUGGUGGCUGAUUGGUUUGUAAUAUCAACCAGCCGAGAAUAGGUGGUGCAUGGUCUAACGUUACCGUAACCGUAUG
Amaranthus tricolor (Joseph's coat) is the source of this 4689-nucleotide messenger RNA. RefSeq names its product ATP-dependent DNA helicase Q-like 4A. Gene Ontology annotation, cellular component: chromosome; cytoplasm; nucleus. Gene Ontology annotation, biological process: DNA replication; double-strand break repair via homologous recombination. NCBI's taxonomy places the organism in Eukaryota, Viridiplantae, Streptophyta, Magnoliopsida, Caryophyllales, Amaranthaceae. The transcript is spliced from 26 exons. The coding region runs from base 455 to 4222 and encodes 1255 amino acids. Gene Ontology annotation, molecular function: 3'-5' DNA helicase activity; ATP binding; nucleic acid binding. The record is from RefSeq and is a predicted model, not a curated record.